GUCAGUUUAGUACUCAAUCGCAACAUAACGUGCGUAAACUGCUCAUAAAAUACUUACCGUUACUGAAGUCACGUUCAUAGAUUAAAUAGUGCUCAAAACAGCACGUGCUGUGUUGCAUCAAACCAGUGUAUUUUGGAGUAAACAUGAGUGGCAAUAGAUCGAACCAUGUUACUACCAGUGACAAACCGCCUGGAGUCGAAUUCGCGAUAGGCGCAGCAGCGGCAGUUGGCGCAGGUUUCUUCACAAAUCCUAUAGACGUGAUAAAAAUUCGUCUGCAGCUCCAAGGUGAGCUCGAGGCUCGGGGAAGUUAUCAAAAAGUCUACAAAAACACCUUUCACGCGGCUUAUCAGAUCGGCAGGCACGAGGGAAUAUUAGCAUUGCAGUCGGGUAUCGUGACUGCUUUAGGAUUUCAAGUUGUGCUCAAUGGCACUCGAUUGGGUUCCUACAAUUUGGCUAAGAGGUAUAAACUUACUCUGAAUGCCGAUGGAGAUACAAAUGUUAUCAGAACGGCUUUGGUGUCUGGCGUUGCUGGCUGUGUCGGCGCUGUUAUUGGCAGUCCAUUGUAUUUAGUUAAAACACAGCUGCAAGCUCAAUCAGCUAAGAGCAUAGCGGUAGGAUAUCAACAUAAUCAUAGCGGCACUAUAUCUGCAUUUCAAGCAUUAUGGAACAAUGGAGGUUUCAAAGGAUUGUAUCGUGGUUGGUAUGCAAACAUUCCUCGCGUAUUCGUUGGCUCGGCUACUCAACUUACUACUUUUGGACUCUUUUCUGACUGGCUCAGACCUAUGGAAGUAUUUGACGGAAAGCCUAUACUUAUGACUUUUGUCGCAUCGUUACUUGGAGGUAGCUGCGUUGCGGUAACUAUGCAACCAUUUGACGUCGUUGCUACAAGAUUGUACAAUCAGGGAACCGACGGAAAAGGGAAAGGCCAAUUAUACAACGGCUUAUUUGACGCACUGUACAAAAUAUUUAGAACCGAAGGAGUUUUCGGUUUGUAUAAGGGCGUCUUUCCUACGUGGCUAAGAAUAGCUCCACACACGGUACUUUGCCUUGUUUUUUAUGAGAAGAUUGCACGGUUUCAUGCAUACGAGUUUGGGAAGUGAAAAACUAAUACACACAUUGGAACGCCGUUUGACAUUAACCUAAACGAUUAUCUUAUUUUUAAAGAUAUUUGUCUUAUAUUUACUUAAUAUAAUUACAAGUAUUCUUAUUUUACCGUGUCUGCUUGGUAAUGCGAAAAAAUUUUAAUCUAAUAGUCAAUUUGUACAUCAAUGAUUUUAUAUACUGUUAAAUUUUGAACUACGAGCUUGAACCAACGAGCCAUAUCGAAAUGUCUAACAUUGGCAGAAUUUUCUCUGUGAGAAAGCCAAUUUUUGUUAGGUAUAUAUAGAGAAAUGGAUAGUCUUAUUGCAAUUUGACUGCAUUAGUAAAAUGUAAUUUAUUCAAACAAAUAGGAAAAAAAUUGUCAAAGACACAUUCCUAACUAUUUUGAAUAC
Phymastichus coffea is the source of this 1493-nucleotide messenger RNA. RefSeq names its product solute carrier family 25 member 35-like. The record is from RefSeq and is a predicted model, not a curated record. NCBI's taxonomy places the organism in Eukaryota, Metazoa, Arthropoda, Insecta, Hymenoptera, Eulophidae. The coding region runs from base 144 to 1100 and encodes 318 amino acids. The transcript has 5 exons.